UCACAUGUGACUUGUUUCUGCAGCUGAAUUGGACUCGGGACUGGUGUAAAGUGUGAAUACAGACCGGCAGGCGGCUCAGAACCGGCUCCGCUCUGACCCGUUAAACUCCGUAACGCGCUGCAGAGACUCUCCGGUAUCAGACUGUACCGGAACCAGGAGCUCCGGGACCAGUGAAGCUCUAACAGUAGCAGCAGCAGCGAGAAGGGUCUGUCUGCAGAGCCGCAGAGCCACGGAUAUACGCCAGCAGAUUCACGCCAGCAGAUUCAAGCCGGUGGCAUUCUGCGCAUGCGCAGUAGGACAACGCGAUUCUGCUGGGAUUGAAAUGCAUGUUUCAAUCCGAAAAGGCAAUUCCGUGCCAAAAUAUGAGCAAUGUGGCACAUGUUGCCAAAAAUAUCACUGCCCGUUGUGCUCCAUACAGCAUUAUAAGCCAACAUCGGCCACAAAACUUAGGAGUCACCUAAAACUCCAUUUUAACCGAGCAGUCCAACAUGAAGGUUUUCCCACAAUGUCUACCAGUGGGAUUCCAGAGGAAGUGCUGAGAAAUGAGGCUUUAAUAAAGAGACUGGAGGAGGUGGCUAAAGACACUGCACUGCUACACGGAGUGUUAAUGCGGACCAAAGACAAACCCAACUCUCCUGAGGUGGUAAACUACGCCCCGUUCACACUCUUCCCCACUCCAGUGCCCACUGCACUCUUCCACCAGGCUCUCCAAGUCCAGACGCAUUAUAAUCGGCUUGUGGACAGAAUCAGCCAGAACCCGAACUUCCUGCAGGAGGCUCUCGCCAGCACCAUUAAAGUUGAUGACUUCACAGCCAAACUCUUCAGCAUUUACAAACAAGUGCAGCAGGAACCCCAGACCAUGCCGAUAGUGCUCGGCCUGAAUCGCUCUGAUUACAUGCUGGACCACAGUGCUGAUGGAAGGACGUCCUUAAAGCAGAUUGAGAUCAACACUAUUGCUGCCAGUUUUGGGGGGCUUACCUCACGCAUGCCAGAUGUCCACAGGCACAUUCUGAAGGUUGCUAACCGGCUGCAGGAGCGCCAGCAGAUUUUGGACAACAACCCAGCAGCAGGUCUGGCCAGGGGCUUGGCAAAGGCCUGGGAGCUUUACGGCUCAGAGAGGGCAGUGGUGAUGUUUCUUGUAGAGGAUGUGCAGAGGAACAUUUAUGAUCAUCGAUACGUGGAAAACGAGCUCUGGUCGAGAGAUAUUCCUGUGAUAAGACGAGAGUUUGAAGAUGUGUGUAGAAGUGGAUCACUGGACAGUGACAGAAGGCUGUUUGUAGAUGGACAAGAGGUUGCCAUUGUUUAUUUCCGAAAUGGAUACAUGCCUCAAAACUACAAAUCGGAGAAAAGUUGGGAGGCUCGACUGAUGAUGGAGCGUUCGCGUGCUGUGAAGUGUCCAGACAUCAGCACACACCUCGCCGGCACCAAGAAGGUUCAGCAGGAGCUGGCCCGACCCGGCGUGCUGGAGAAGUUUUUCCCUGAAGAACCAGAAACAGUGGCCCUGAUCCGAGCCACGUUUGCAGGCUUAUACACACUAGAUAUGGGGGAGGAGGGAGAUCGGACAGUAGAGAUGGCUCUCGCUCAGCCUGAGAAGUAUGUGCUGAAACCUCAGCGAGAAGGAGGCGGGAACAAUAUUUACGGGCAGGAGAUCUGCCGAGUUCUGGAGGGAGUAAGAAACAGCACGGAGAGAACCGCCUACAUCCUGAUGGACAAGGUCCAGCCCCGCCCAUGCCACAACUACCUGCUGCGGGCGGAUGCUCCUCUAAGGCUGUGUGUGUGCCUCAGUGAGCUGGGCGUUUUUGGUGCCUAUGUUAGGAAGGGAACAGAGAUGGUGAUGAACGAGUGCGUGGGACAUCUGCUGAGGACCAAAAGCUCGGAACACAAUGAUGGAGGUGUAGCUGCAGGAGUGGCAGUGCUGGACAAUCCUCUUCUGGUUUAGGCCACAGUGCCCCCCUGUGGACCAGCAUGGGAACUGCAGACAGCCGGACAGAUUAAGAGAAAAUAUUUAUUCCUCCUUUUUCAGCUCUAAUCUGAUCUAUUUCGGUAAAGAAGAGGACACUGAGGGUGAAAAUGACAUUGAUUUAACAGACAUUCCAUCAUCUGAGCUGAAUCUCACCUGCAAAAUAAAUCUUAAAGGAGAAAUCCAGUGUAAAAUUGACUUUGGUUGUAGUGAAACAUGACGAUGAGUACGAAAUUUUGUAGAAUAGACCACCUCCAUUCUCCCCCUGCAUUUAGAAAUACAGUGCUAUAACCGAUGCUCUCAAAAGACACUCAAUACUAGUGAUAGGGGCAUAGAGUUGCCUGUGCAAACGAAUCACUAUUUUUACACCAUUAAGAAGCUUAAAGUAUCUCCACUCUUCAUUUGUAGUAUUCUGAGAGCCCUGACAUUUAAAACGAGCACUGGGAAAGAAUAGGUCCUACUAUAGGGUUUGCAACAGAUUGCAAAAUUAAUUCCAUGGAAAUGUACAAACUCCAGCUGUUUAAAACAUCUCUAUAAUAUUCGUGCAUUUCCUCAUUUCCUGGAUAACUUUAUGCCCCUAUCACUAGCCUUAUAAAAGCAUUGUAUUUUGAAAUGCAUGGGGUAAAUGAAUAUGGACUCUUUUACAAAUGUUUUUUUUUUUGUCAUGUUUUAAUACACCUCAAUUCCAUUUCAUACUGGAUUUCUCCUUUAAAUGAAGCUCCUGAAGUACUGAAUAUCUGACCUCAUUUAGCAUUUACCACUGUGCUAAAUAUUGUAUAGAAUAAUAUUGGGUAAUAGCAUUUAAUAGUAGGAAAACUUAUUUUUAAUAGAAUGAUUUUUAAUUUUAGGCUGAUAAUUAAAACAGCCAGUCAUCACAAGCCAAAUCACUGAAAUCCUGCUUUUUCUAAUUAUCUUAUAUUUCCAUUGUUUUUCUAAUAUUUUUCAGUGCAUAUUACUAGACUAUUCUCUAUUACUGUGUGUUUUAUUAAAACGUGUUCCAACGACGUAGUGAUUCAACUCAUAAAAAUUAAGAGAUAUGUUUCAUAACAGAUCUGAGAGAUGUAAGUGUUUAUAAUGAUGUAAUGUCAUGAUGAUAUUUCAACAGUUUUGCCUUUCUAUUGCAUAAAAAUUUAAUCUUAUAAAAUGUAAAUUAUAUUGUGAAGAAAACAGAUGCAAUUUAAUAAAAUUCACCGAAAACCA
Molecule: messenger RNA, 3160 nt
Organism: Astyanax mexicanus (Mexican tetra)
Lineage: Eukaryota; Metazoa; Chordata; Actinopteri; Characiformes; Acestrorhamphidae
Gene: gss
Product: glutathione synthetase
Exons: 13
Coding region: 323-1939 (538 amino acids)
Biological process (GO): glutathione biosynthetic process
Cellular component (GO): cytosol
Molecular function (GO): glutathione synthase activity; glutathione binding; ATP binding
Source: RefSeq, a predicted model, not a curated record